AUGUCCAAACUUAGCUCUGAGUUUUCUAUGAAGGACUUGGAUCCUCUUAAUUAUUUUUUGGGUAUUGCUGUUAAUAGUACUUCUACAGGACUCUUUCUCUCUCAACAGCGCUAUGCCUCUGAGAUUCUUGAAAAGGUAGGCAUGUCUCAAUGUAAGUCUGUUUGUACUCCUGUUGCUACAUUUGGGAAACUUUACGCUAAUACUGGUUCCCCUUGUGAUGAUCCUACAUUGUAUCGUAGUCUGGCUGGUGCUUUGCAGUAUCUUACUUUCACUCGACCAGAUAUUUCAUAUGUUGUUCAGCAAGUUUGCCUAGAUAUGCAUGAUUCUAGAGUUUAA
Molecule: messenger RNA, 336 nt
Organism: Amaranthus tricolor (Joseph's coat)
Lineage: Eukaryota; Viridiplantae; Streptophyta; Magnoliopsida; Caryophyllales; Amaranthaceae
Exons: 1
Coding region: 1-336 (111 amino acids)
Source: RefSeq, a predicted model, not a curated record